Messenger RNA from Trichoderma citrinoviride, 1515 nucleotides. RefSeq names its product DnaJ-domain-containing protein. Bases 1 to 1515 code for a protein of 504 amino acids. The transcript is spliced from 2 exons. NCBI's taxonomy places the organism in Eukaryota, Fungi, Ascomycota, Sordariomycetes, Hypocreales, Hypocreaceae. Gene Ontology annotation, cellular component: cytoplasm. Gene Ontology annotation, molecular function: nucleic acid binding; zinc ion binding. The record is from RefSeq and is a predicted model, not a curated record.
AUGGGGGCUGAACAGUCCUCAAAUGCGGGAUCGCGCCGCACCGACACUGAGACCACCCAAAGAACAUGCUAUUAUGAACUCUUAGAAGUUGAAAGGACUGCCACUGAUAUUGAAAUAAAGAAGGCAUAUCGCAAGAAGGCCCUGGAAUUGCACCCAGAUCGCAACUUCAACAACGUUGAAGCGGCCACGAAGAAGUUUGCCGAAGUUCAAGCUGCAUAUGACAUCCUGUCCGACCCUCAGGAAAGAGCCUGGUACGACUCACAUCGUGACAGCAUCCUCAGCGGCCAGGACGAUUCACAGGACGCCUCUGCGCCUCCGACAUUUCACAAUGUCCGCCUUACCACGGCGGACGACAUCAUGCGUCUCAUCUCUCGCUUCAACGUCACCGUCGUUCCCUACACUGAUGACGCCAACGGCUUCUUCACCAUCACGAGAGAGACGUUUGAGCACCUCGCUGAAGAGGAAGAGGCUGCUGCCGACUACGAUGGCACCGAGUGUCCCGAGUACCCUACCUUUGGCUCAGCCGACGAUGAGUUCGAUAGCACUGUGAAGCCGUUUUAUAAUGCCUGGACCGGCUUCAGCACGAAGAAAUCAUUCAUGUGGCAGGAUAAGUUCCGCCUCUCAGAUGCUCCGGAUCGCAGGACCAGGCGAUGGAUGGAGAAGGAAAACAAAAAGAUUCGAGACGACGCAAUCAAGGAGUUCAACGACGCUGUCCGAUUCCUCGUCUCGUUCGUCAAGAAGCGAGACCCGCGCUACGUUCCCAACAACCAAAGCGAGGCAGAUCGCCACAAGUCGCUUCGGACCGCUGCUGUUGCGCAAGCUGCGCGAUCACGAGCCGCAAACAAGGAUGUGCAUUCGUCAUUCGAAGUGCCGGACUGGGUGCUGCCCAAGGAAGACGGGAAAGAAGAGGACCAGCCGUCAGAGUCUGAGGAGUCUGAAACCGAGAUCCUGGAAUGCGUGGUGUGCAAUAAACGGUUCAAGAGCGAGAAGCAGUUCGAAUCCCAUGAGCGCAGCAAAAAGCACAUCAAGGCUGUUCAGGACCUACGGCGCCAGUUGAAGAAGGAGACAGCAAAUCUCGACCUGGAGGCAACGACUUCGGAUGCGGAAGCUUCACGGGAUGCAGAAGCUACAAACGUAGGGCCUGAGAUUUCACCUUCUCUGCCUGAGGAGAAGCCGGAUGAAUUGGGACAAGCGAACACGCAAGGGCAGGAAGCAGUCACUGAAGAUGAAGCAUCAGCGCCCAAAGGUGUAUCAGAAGCAGGUGAAGAAGCAAGUCACGACGACAAGCUCGACGAAUCAUUUGACAAGCUGAAUCUGAGAUCGACGAGUGAAGGCGACUCAAUACGCGUCGAUCUUGAUGAGGAGACACAGGGCGAUUCACCAGAGCAACCUCAGGAGGAGCCCUCAGUUGACGACACGAAACCGAAAGUAAAGAUCGGAAAGGCAAAGCUCAAGCGACAAAAGAAAGCUGCGGCCAUGACGGCCGAGAACGAGGUAGGUUUCGUAUUCUCAUAG